This is a messenger RNA of Penicillium canescens, 624 nucleotides long. RefSeq names its product H(+)-transporting V0 sector ATPase subunit c. NCBI's taxonomy places the organism in Eukaryota, Fungi, Ascomycota, Eurotiomycetes, Eurotiales, Aspergillaceae. Gene Ontology annotation, cellular component: proton-transporting V-type ATPase, V0 domain. Gene Ontology annotation, molecular function: proton-transporting ATPase activity, rotational mechanism. The coding region runs from base 1 to 624 and encodes 207 amino acids. The record is from RefSeq and is a predicted model, not a curated record. The transcript is spliced from 5 exons. Gene Ontology annotation, biological process: proton transmembrane transport.
AUGUUUGCCGUCAACGUCCAAACCUCUGGUCUCUCCAUCCUUCCCGACCGCAUCCAACUUGAACCUGCCGACCUCGGGUCUUUUCACAUCUCUUUCAAGCUCCAACUACUCCUCGAGUACCUAGCUGGGUCGCUGUCUAUCAAAAUGGCCACAGAACUCUGCCCCGUCUACGCGCCCUUCUUCGGCGCCCUGGGUUGUACCUCCGCUAUCGUCUUCACCUGCUUCGGUGCCGCCUAUGGAACCGCUAAGGCCGGUGUCGGAGUCUGCUCCAUGGCCGUCCUCCGUCCUGACCUGAUCGUCAAGAACAUUGUCCCCAUUGUCAUGGCGGGUAUUAUUGGUAUCUACGGUCUGGUCGUGUCGGUCUUGGUCGCCAACGACCUGACCCAGAAGCUCCCUCUUUACACUGGUUUCAUCCAGCUCGGUGCUGGUCUUGCUGUCGGUCUGGCUGGUCUCGCUGCGGGUUUCGCUAUUGGUAUUGUCGGUGAUGCAGGUGUUCGAGGAACGGCUCAACAGCCCAGACUCUACGUUGGAAUGAUUUUGAUUCUCAUUUUCGCUGAAGUCUUGGGUCUGUACGGGUUGAUUGUGGCUCUGCUCAUGAACUCCCGCUCCAAAGCGGACUGCUAA